Messenger RNA from Trichomonas vaginalis G3, 630 nucleotides. RefSeq names its product protein ubiquitination. The transcript has a single exon. The coding region runs from base 1 to 630 and encodes 209 amino acids. The record is from RefSeq and is a predicted model, not a curated record. NCBI's taxonomy places the organism in Eukaryota, Parabasalia, Trichomonadida, Trichomonadidae. Gene Ontology annotation, molecular function: protein binding.
AUGAGUGAAUGUUUGAAAUAUAAAACACCAAAUGGAGAUUGCAUGGGAUAUGCAAUUGCUUCACACAACAUUGAUUUUGUUACAUUCUUGAUGAAUGAGUACAAUAUAAAGACCAGUUUAUAUUAUUAUAGUAUUUUGUAUAAAAAUCUUGAAGCAUUUUUAGUAUAUUUCGAUCAAACGAAUAAUGUUGAUGAAUGCCUAUAUAAUUCCGUGAGGUUUGGUAUUCCGUCAUUUUGCGAGUAUUUUCUUUCACAUGGUGCAAAUGUCAAUGCAGGAAAUACAUAUGGGGAAACAGCUCUUCAUUUUGCAGCAGGGUACAAUUAUAAAGAAAUAGCGGAACCCCUUAUUUCAUAUGGUGCAAAUAUCAAUUCAAAAGAUGGAUUCGGAAGAAUAGCUCUUCAUAAUGUGGCAAGAGAAAAUAGUGUAGAAAUAGCGGAACUUCUUAUUUCACAUGGUGCAAAUAUCAAUGAAAAAAAUAAUGAUGGAAAAACAGCUCUUCAUUGUACAGCAAUGUAUAACUAUAAAGAAAUAGUCGAACUUCUUAUUUCACAUGGUGCAAAUAUCAAUGAAAAAACAAUAAUGGAGAUACAGCUCUUCAUUAUACAGCAAUGUAUAACUAUAAAGAAAUAG